CCUUCGCGUUUGCCUUUCCCUUUGCCUUCUCCCUCAAGGCCCCGACGCCAGCAGGCGGCCGGAGUCGACGAAUACAUGCUACAGCUUCGGAUUCAGUCCAGGGCUCGUCCAUUGCAGCCGAUUCCCCUCCACAAUAGUCCUAGACUGUCCACCCACCACCAAGUAAUCUCACCAUGACAGACAAGAUUCCCGCUUUUGUCCGGGUUUCUGGCCCACCAAACAGCAAUUUUCUAGUUGGCUAUCCAGGCAUAUCAGCAACAUUGCCGCGCAUAGAAGGGAAAGUCGAAAUCAGACCGUCGCAAGGCUAUUCGGCGCCUGUCGCCAUCUCGUUGGUACGGAUAUGUCUUCAACGAAGAGAGACCAUACAUCCGGCCGCCAGGAACCUAGCCAAGAAACAUUUGGGCACCCCACGAAGAGACACGACAGAUGUAGUUGGCAAAGAGCUGUUACUGUUCCGGUGCGCAUCCGGGAAGGAGGCCGAAAAUGUCAUAGCCAUGGACCUGCCCUUCGUCCUCUUCAUUCCAUUUGGCCGGGGUGGUGAAGAAACAAACAGGAGGAUACCGCCAGCCUCGUUACAACUCGCCAGCAGAACCGCUGAGACGUACUAUGAAUUGGUGGUCACCGUCCAGCAAGGAGCAAGCCAGCAGAACAAGUACGCCUUCCCCAUACCUAUACAACGGUACGAUACGCUAUCCACAUUUGGAAUGUACAAUCGACCCGAAACAAAGAUCGCAACCGCCGACAACAUAGUCACCCUAGGCAUAUCCUUGCCGAGAUGGAGCUAUGGACCGAUGGACCCCAUAACCGUAUACAUCAAGAUUGCGCCCAAUCUCGACUGGAUGUCAAAAGCACGAAAAGUCAUCAUACAAAAGAUCACUCUUUCCAUCGAAGAAGAGAUUACAUACAACCCCGAGGGAGACGAGCCUUCUAAGGAAAUCAACAGGCUACACAAGCAUGUCCAGACCGUAGGAACGAGACUACCAGAAGCUGGAUACGUCACCAACAUGGGCGUCAUCUUUCCACACAAGGACUUGAGAGAUGCACAAGGUAUAGUGAGAAGAGGGCAGCCUGCAUUUCCCAAUUAUGAAGUUCCCUCAUUCACUACUACGUCAACUCUCUACAAGAUUGAGUUCUUCCUUAAUAUCAAGGCUUCCAUGAGUUCAGCCAAGGAUAUCACUUUGAGGCAACCCAUCGUGAUAUGUCCUAUGGAUCAUCAAGCGUGUAAAGAGGAGAUGGAUGCGAUUGAACAGGCUGCAAAAGACGCCUCUUCGGUUGACCCGCACAAUCCUAUGUUACCAGCUCGGAAUAUCGUGCUAGCAAACGACUACAACGCCCUGAAAACCCUGGGACUGUGCAUGGUUGGAGGACAAAAGAGACCUCUGAUUGAAUGAUUUCUUUUGGGCUGGGCUCGAAGAAUCGCAGCAGCAGCAGCAGCAUUAGCACAAACAAAGGCGCGAGGGCCUGGCAUUAUGAACGCGGCCCGGAUCCGGGUGUCCGAAAGACACCUGAUUUCUACAGCAACAUAAUAUCGCCUCUACCUGGAAAGAACUCGGCACAGCCAAUGGACAAGCGAAUCGAUACGACACAGGGUAUUAACGCGCAUCCGCAUAUAUUAGUGCUGGUCUGCGUC
Messenger RNA from Truncatella angustata, 1630 nucleotides. Its product is annotated as arrestin domain-containing protein. Gene Ontology annotation, biological process: division septum assembly. Gene Ontology annotation, cellular component: division septum. Bases 174 to 1391 code for a protein of 405 amino acids. The transcript has 3 exons. Lineage: Eukaryota; Fungi; Ascomycota; Sordariomycetes; Amphisphaeriales; Sporocadaceae. The record is from RefSeq and is a predicted model, not a curated record.